GAUAGUUGCGGGAAAACUGAAGCGGAUAAUACCUAUGUUGAUAACUCUGAACUGUAGCUCAGAAAGCAAGCUUUUAAAAAUCACAAUGAAAACCCCAAAGGCCACAGAUGUCAAAAAGGGGAUUUCAGUCCUUUGGGAGACCCUGCAGUGUCCAAUAUGCUUGGACUUAAUGACCACACCUGUAUCUACUAAGUGUGAUCAUCAGUUUUGCAAAUUUUGCAUGCUAAAACUUUUAGACAGCACCAAACAAAAGGGGGCUAACUGUCCAGUGUGUAAGGCCAAGAUAACCAAAAGGAGCUUACAGGAGAGUCCUGGAUUUCAGAGGCUUGUCACUGGCUUGCAGGACAUGAUUCGGGCAUAUGAACAUGACACCGGCACAAACUACUUAACUGGAAUAUCCCAGAAAAAAGGACAAUCGGGAGUCGCAGAUGUUGAAGCUGCUAAACAUCGUCAUGAUAUGUCAUCUGGAGACACACCUGACACUGACCAUGACAAUGUGGAAAAUGUUUACAGUGAUGAUCUUCCAAGGUCCCACUCCUCAACUAUAGCAGCCCAGAAUGGUUUUGCAAGGCUUAUGGGACUUGAAGACACCAGUCCCGUAACGGCAGAAAACGAAGGCCUGGACAGUGGCCUUGGGGAGGCACCACCAACUUCUGACAGAAAAAUGCACAGCCCUACAAAUAAUUUGGAAUCAAUGGAAACAGAAUCGUCUGAAGUUGCUGAAAUGGCAGCAAUAACACACAAAACUAGAGGCAAAGUGAGAGUUCCCAAAUUGAAGAAAGCCUCUCCUUGUCCAUCAUUAAGUCCAGACGAGACCGAACACCAGCCUUUAAAAAAGUCCUCCAGGAAGAAGCAGAAAAAGGAUUCGGGGCCUGACAAGAUUCUUAAUCAGAAACAGAAAAAAAGUCUAGAGAAAGUCGCUGAGUGGCUCAUGAAAGUUCCAGCUGAAGGAAGUCUCGAGUUGGAGAAAGCGAACGAAGACAGCGAUGACUCUGACAGCUGUUCUUCCACUUCAACAAUAGAUGUCAGGCAACAUAGCACUGAUGUGAAUCCUAGGAGGGAGGAUCGAGCUAAAGCCCUUGAGGACCAGGUGUUCGGGGCCGUCUACAAGCGAGAGCGGAGAGGGAAGAGGACCGUCUCUCCUCCGCUAAAUGUUUUUGUCAGCCCACCAACAAAUAAAAGGAAAAGCGAUAUGGAGGAGGAGCAACAAAUGAUAGAAGAAGUAAAGGACACCAGCAGUGACAUCAUUAAAGAAGCAGAACAGAUGGAAGUCGUGGAUGAAAAUAAUGAUGACAAAUGUGGGGAAGAGUUGAACAACUUUGCAGGUGACAAAAAUAAUGAGGUUCCUGUGUCUGAUAUUGGACAGCAGCAAACAGAAAGAAAGUCAAAGAGGAGGACGCGUAACACUCCGCAACAGGUUGACAGUGAUUUGCUAGAGCAAGCUAAGGCAAAGUCAGAGAGCACUGAGGAAAAGAAAACUGAUAAGAGGAAAGGUAAAAACACAAGGUCGGAAAAAGGCAAGCAUGCUAGAGUGACAAAACCUCUUGUUCUGGUUGGAGUACAAAAUGGAGAAAGCAGUCCUCAGACCAAACCAAGGUCAGAAGAAGUUCAAGUUCAAAUUGAGAAUUACCCUAGUAGCGAGGACCACGAAAUCCCCGUCACAAGGAGCACCAGGAGAAGUAGGAGACUUCAAGUCUUUGCUGAGGAAGUCCAGGAUGGUCACAAGAAAGCAAACUUGAAAGCAAAUAUACCUGAAAAAAGCAGCAAUGUUGCAAAUCAAUCUGAGGACGCUAAAGGUGGAACAUUGGAUAAUACAGCAUUGCCGAAGAAUGAAAACAUGACAAAGCUGCCCGAAAGAAACGGAUGUAUUUAUGAUCAAGAUUUAGGGGGAAUAGAAGACAUGGAGUGUGGUGAGAGGACAUCUUAUGUGAGCCCAACAGAAGGUGCUGAAGAAUGCAUUGCUGAAGUGCCAAAUCCUGAAAGUUUGUCUGAAGCUAGUGCUGCUUGUUGUGUCCCUGUGGUCCCAAGCUCUACAAGUCCAACUGAAGCAGCUGUGGUAGAUCCAACACUUGAAAGUGACAAUCCGGCCAAUCGCUUCCCAGAUGGUAUUCAGUUGGAGACUUCAGCCCGUGAGACCAGAUGUGCUGGAACAGAAAACGAGGAGAAGAACGACAGCGAGCUGGACACAGAGCAACUGCUCAAGACCUUUAAAGCUGCCAAGAGGAAAUCUUUCCAUCUCGGUGGUCCAAAUGCGAAAAGGAGCCGUAGUUCAGACCGAGAAGAUGUUCAGCGUGCUGAGGCAGAGGAGAACCGGCGUGUUUGUUCUGGUGUUGAAUCUGCAGACAAUCCCAUACACACAAAGAUAUCUGAGAUCACCAGCCGAGAGGCAUUAAGAGACGAUGAGAACUCGUCAUGUAGUGACUUGAUCUCUCCUUCUAACUCGCCAGGCCUGAAAAGAAAAACGGUCGAGAAACCAGAUCAAGUGGUGGUCGUAGCCUCAAUCUCUGAUAGCAGUUGCUCUAGUCAAGUCACAGCGGGUGGCAAAUGUGUCUCCAGGAAUAGUGUUAGCAGUGCCCUCACACCUAAUAAAGUGUCAAAAUGUGAGGCAGAAAGUCCUCACCUGCCUGUUGUGCCUCAAGUGGUAGAAUCUGGGCUCUGCUUCAUGGUCGUUGAACACGAGGAGCUAAACGAGGCCUCCCAGUAUUCUCAAGUCACAAAGGAACAGCUUGAUGGUACCUUGAGGGAGGAGGUAAGAGACGGCAUUUCUGUGGGCAAUUCCAGCCGAAAACGUUCGGUCAAUGCAGAAAACGAGUCCUCUUUAACUCCCGAUGGCCUCGAAAUGCCAGUCGUGCAAAUUGCAGACGAAGCAAAGUCGUGCGGCCGUGGCAGCGGAGAGCUCAGCGCCCUGUCCUCCAUUGAGAGCAUGCCGAGGAAGAGGACGAGGGCCCAGAGGCUCGCGUCUUCCUCUGACUCAUCAGAUAGCAGCGCAGAGGGAUUUCUAACUUUGGCGGAAGUUUUCAAGACAUCGGCUCCUCCCCUGCGCCGUGAGCCGGGAAGCUCAAAUGAAGCUGGGAGAUGUGAGGGAGCUACGGCUGAGGGAGAGGAACAGUUGUGCCGUCCACCUGCAUGCCCAAGCCCCGACUGCGUUAGUUCCAGCCAAGCAUCUGUGGACUUGUUCGGCACGCCAGAUGAAUGUGAUGUCCCAGUAAAUGACCCCGGUGUUUCUGUGGAAUCAUCACAAUUUUCAAGCGAGGUCCUUGUUACCCAGCAAAAGCUGGAGAUACAGAAGGAGCUGGUGAGAUUGGAGAAGUUGAUGGCUCUUGUGUCAGAGGUGCUUCAGGAGAAAGAAGAAAGUCCUGCAAAAGAAGUCCCCUCGAAAACCAACCAAAGCAGCAAAACCGCAGGCCCAGACACUCACAGACCCCUCCCGUGUGACCAGGUCACAGGUUCUGACAGGAAAUGUGUUCCAGAAGCAGAACAGGAGCCCAGCACAAGACCAUCUGAUGGCAAAGAGGUCACACAGCCCGGUGUGUCAAAGCACUGCAUUGCAGAUAUGGCAGCACAACGUUCCGCACCCACAGCGCCGAGUGUAAAAGGCACCGGACCCUCCAAGACACUUAGUUCAAGUUCAGCAGCCAAACAGAGCAAUGGUUCACCAUCAGACGGGCAGGAAGACAAAGAAAACAGAGAUAGAAGCAAAGCAAAGAUGGUGCUUGUGUCAUCUGGAUUAGGGCCCAAUGAACAGAUAAUGGUGAAAAAGUUUGCCAAGCGAGUUGGUGCCCGUGUGGUCUCCCAGGUGACGCCAGAGGUGACCCAUGUCAUAAUGCACACGGAUGAACGACUGGUGUGUGAGCGCACGCUGAAGUACUUCCUUGGCAUUGCAGGCAGGAAGUGGGUGGUGAGCUUCCACUGGAUUUCAGAGUGCUUCAAACAGAAGAAAGUCUUAGAUGAGAGUGUCUUUGAAGUGAGAGGUGACGUGGUGAAUGGAGCCAACCACCAGGGCCCGAUGAGAGCUCGCAGCACUGAAGACAACCACUUGCUUAUGAAGGGCUACAGGAUCUGCUUCCAGGGGCCGUUUACAGACAUGACUACAGAUGAAAUGGAGUGGAUGGUUGAGCUGUGUGGAGCAGCUGUAGUCAAAGAUCCACUUCUCCUCGACAGUAAACAGAAGUCCCAUCAGCUGGUCAUUGUUCAGCCUGGAUCAGGGUCGUCACCAUCCACAUACAGCAGUCUCUCUAAGCAGGCUGCUGUUGUGACACGUGGUUGGCUGUUAGACACCGUGGCAACCUACACCCUCCAAAACUACAGCAAGUACGCAACAUGAGCCGAGGAGCCUCGUGCAUUAAUCCCACAGCCAUGCAUCGUCUUCUCAUUACCCGUUUUACAACUUCUGUUUUUAAAGUACUCUAUGCAGGAUUUUAAAACGCAACAAUGUAUAGACUCAUAGACUGUCAUUCACAUCUGUUCUGAUAAGCUUAAAGCUCUUUGUGUCUUUGUGGAUGCAUGGCAUGAUGUAAAUAAAAUCAACAGAAAAUGCUUGAA
Molecule: messenger RNA, 4542 nt
Organism: Chelmon rostratus (copperband butterflyfish)
Lineage: Eukaryota; Metazoa; Chordata; Actinopteri; Chaetodontiformes; Chaetodontidae
Product: breast cancer type 1 susceptibility protein homolog
Exons: 21
Coding region: 35-4324 (1429 amino acids)
Biological process (GO): chordate embryonic development; positive regulation of transcription by RNA polymerase II; negative regulation of fatty acid biosynthetic process
Cellular component (GO): BRCA1-A complex; BRCA1-BARD1 complex; plasma membrane
Molecular function (GO): ubiquitin-protein transferase activity; metal ion binding
Source: RefSeq, a predicted model, not a curated record